CUCGCACACCAACUCUCGCGAGAGGACACUGCGCCCAUAAAGACUAUGGACGUCGGUGGUAACGGUGGUGGGCUUCCUGUAAACAAUAAACAGAGAGCUAUGCUACCUAACAAAACCAGGGGCGAGUUCACCCGCAACACGAGGAAAGAUUCAGAGGGGCUGUGUGAGUCUCCAGACCUCGAGUUUGAGUAUGCUGAUACAGACAAGUGGGCUGCCGAGUUGUCAGAGCUGUACAGUUAUACUGAAGGACCAGAGUUUACUACCAAUAGGAAGUGCUUUGAGGUCGAAUUCAAAACACAUGUUUCUGAAAAGAAGUGGACAGAGCUGGAUGAUGCUCAGCACAGAGCUCACGCCAUGCGCCUGUUGGACGGUCUGGAGAUGAUUGCGCGGGAGAAGAGGCUGAAGGUUGCCAGAGCCAUUCUUUACAUGGCCCAGGGAACCUUUGCAGAGUGCAGCUCUGAGGCUGAAGUGCAGUACUGGAUGAGGUACAAUAUCUUUCUACUGCUGGAUGUGGGGACCUUCUCUGCUCUGGUGGAGCUGCUCAACAUGGAGAUUGACAACAGUGCUGCCUGCAGUAGUGCUGUCAGGAAACCAGCCAUCUCCCUCGCAGACAGCACAGAUCUCAGAGUGCUGCUCAACAUCAUGUACCUGAUGGUGGAAACGAUACAACAGGACGACCCGGCUGACAAACCUGAAUGGAAAGUCAUCAGGGAAACCUUCAGAGCAGAACUGGGAUCUCCUAUGUUCAACAACGAGCCCAUCUCCGUCAUGCUCUUCGGCAUGGUUACCAAGUUCUGCAGCGGUCACGCCCCUCACUUCCCAAUGAAGAAGGUGUUGCUGCUGUUGUGGAAGAGCGUACUGUUCACACUCGGAGGGUUUGAGCAGCUCCAAAGCAUAAAGGUUCAUAAGCGUGACGAGCUGAGUCUCCCCCCGCUCCCAGAGGACAGCAUUCGAGUCAUUCGCAGCAUGAGGGCUGCUUCUCCUCCUGCGUCUGCGUCCGACCUCAUCGAGCAGCAGCAGAAACGGGCGCGCCGCGAACACAAGGCGUUGAUCAAACAGGACAAUCUCGACGCGUUCAACGAAAAGGAUCCAUACAAGGCCGACGACUCCCGCGAGGAUGAGGACGACAACGAUGACAAUGACAACUCUAUAGAGGUGGAGACUUUCCCUAUGGAGAGGGACGAGGUGAUGCCUCCGCCUAUUCCUCAGCCUCCGUCAGAGAGGGUGUCCUUCCCCAAAGGACUGCCGUGGGCUCCUAAAGUCAGGGAAAAGGACAUUGAAAACUUCUUGGAAUCAAGUAGAAGUAAAUUUAUCGGUUACACACUUGGAAAUGACACAGACACAGUUGUUGGCUUGCCCCGGCCAAUUCACGAGAGCAUAAAGACGUUAAAGCAGCACAAGUACGUCUCCAUCGCUGAGAUACAGAUUUCAAAGGAGGAUGAUUUUCAGAAAACCCCUCUGUCUGGGGGUGAAGAGGAUGUGGAGAUGUCCUCCGUUGAGCUGCUCUAUCAGGGAAUUCUGCCCAGUUUGCCUCAAUACAUGAUCGCUCUGCUGAAGAUCCUGCUCGCAGCAGCUCCGACCUCCAAAGCCAAGACGGACUCCAUCAACAUCCUUGCAGACGUGCUGCCGGAGGAAAUGCCGACCACGGUGUUGCAAAGCAUGAAACUUGGUGUUGAUGUCAAUCGACACAAAGAGAUCAUCGUGAAGGCCAUCUCUGCCAUCCUGCUGCUGCUCCUGAAACACUUCAAACUGAACCACAUCUACCAGUUUGAGUACAUGGCUCAACACCUGGUGUUCGCCAACUGCAUCCCGCUCAUUCUCAAGUUCUUCAACCAGAACAUCAUGUCUUACAUCACAGCUAAAAACAGCAUCUCAGUACUUGACUUUCCAUAUUGUGUGGUGCAUGAGCUCCCGGAGUUAACCGCAGAGAGUUUGGAAGCAGGAGACACCAAUCAGUUUUGCUGGAGGAAUCUGUUCUCCUGUAUUAACCUGCUGAGGAUCCUCAACAAGCUGACCAAGUGGAAGCACUCCAGAACAAUGAUGCUGGUGGUGUUUAAGUCCGCUCCCAUCCUGAAGAGGGCGCUGAAGGUCAAGCAGGCCAUGAUGCAGCUUUACGUCCUCAAGCUGCUCAAAGUGCAGACCAAAUACCUGGGACGUCAGUGGAGGAAGAGCAACAUGAAGACCAUGUCUGCCAUUUAUCAGAAGGUCCGACAUCGGCUCAACGACGACUGGGCCUACGGGAACGAUCUGGACGCUCGUCCCUGGGACUUCCAGGCCGAGGAGUGUGCUCUGCGGGCCAACAUCGAACGCUUCAACAGCCGCCGCUACGACAAGAGCCACAUUAACCCGGACUUCCUGCCUGUGGACAACUGUCUGCAGAGCGUCCUGGGACAACGGGUGGACCUGCCCGAGGACUUCCAAAUGAACUACGACCUUUGGCUGGAGCGGGAGGUCUUCUCCAAACCUAUUUCCUGGGAAGAACUGCUACAGUGAGAAUCAACGACUUUUAUAAUAAAAUUGUUCAAUCAGGAGUUCAGACCAACACCAACGGUGCUCUCAGCAUUAUGUUACAUGUUCUGAUGGAUGGAUUUCAUGCUCUAAAGGUUACAAUCAUCAUGUUUUACAGUUUGAUCGCCGCUCCAAACACGUGACGAACUAUUGAGACACACUAAUGCCACCCAGUUGUAUUUUUUUAAUGAAACCGUGCUGAAUCUUGCUCCACAUGUGGACUGAAACCCAACCCGUACCUUUACAUAUACAGGUGUUUGCUCCGUGUGCCUCUUAACUGGAGGUCAGUGAGUUUUAACUUGAAGCACUACAUGACAGUUUGUUCUUACUUUUAAAGAGAUUUAUUUGGAGUAAAUUUUAUGUAUUAACUGGUAAGACUUUAACAAAGGUGUGUUGAGGCAGCAUAUUUAAGAUGUUAAUAAACAUAUAACAUUCCCUGGUACAUCUCAUGUCUUCAGAAAGAUGAGAGGAACGGGGUUGGGGGGCUUUUUAGUCUGUAUGUACAAAUAAAGAUGUGUAUUACAUUUUAAUAGUUAUCACCUGACGGGGACAAACUUCUGUUCACCUGACUUAACCUUUGUUGUUCUGCUGCAUUUGCAAAUUAUUUAAAUUUUAUUUGCAUUAUUCUGAGUGCUGCCUACACAGCUUUACUCUGGGACCAUGGAGGUGACGAUUCAGACCUGAAUGGACGUGACAAUACAGCCUUGAUUUUCUUUUCUUUUUUUAAACUAAAGUAACUCAUUAGUAUCUUAAUUUGCUUUGUUGUGUGGAAAAAUGGUUGCACAUGUUCACAUAAUGUGGUUGUGUGUGAGAGAAAAGAGAAACAUUAAAGUUUCUGGUUUGGGAUCAGUGGUUUCUGAGCUUCACUCAUCUGACAGCUGUUCUGAACGGGAUCAUUUCCAGUUACAGAACCAGUUUCCUGUCUUUUUCUACUUUCCAGCUUUGUUUUUGUUGUUUUAUUAUAAAGCUUAAGGAAAUGAGAAUACAUGUAAAUUGUGAAACUUAUUUAUCAUGGGUUUGUCUUUGUUUUACAUGGACUUAAAUACUGUAAUAAAAUUAUACUGUCAUUAAUUU
Messenger RNA from Sebastes umbrosus (honeycomb rockfish), 3582 nucleotides. It is a transcript of the gene strip1, whose product is annotated as striatin interacting protein 1. NCBI's taxonomy places the organism in Eukaryota, Metazoa, Chordata, Actinopteri, Perciformes, Sebastidae. The coding region runs from base 46 to 2493 and encodes 815 amino acids. Gene Ontology annotation, cellular component: cytosol. The record is from RefSeq and is a predicted model, not a curated record. The transcript has 20 exons. Gene Ontology annotation, biological process: cytoskeleton organization.